Molecule: messenger RNA, 1186 nt
Organism: Mobula hypostoma (lesser devil ray)
Lineage: Eukaryota; Metazoa; Chordata; Chondrichthyes; Myliobatiformes; Myliobatidae
Gene: rmdn1
Product: regulator of microtubule dynamics 1
Exons: 10
Coding region: 78-1103 (341 amino acids)
Cellular component (GO): cytoplasm; mitochondrion; spindle microtubule
Molecular function (GO): microtubule binding
Source: RefSeq, a predicted model, not a curated record
GUUGAGUCUGCACUGGUUGCUUACGGCCAGAUGUUUCAGUUCAGCCUGCACUGGACGGUGUGUGUUUCGACCGGGAGAUGUCUCCGUAUCCUCGGAAGCGACGAAAUGCGAGGGCGGCCGGGCGGCGGCGCUGCGGAGUGCAGCCGCAGCCGGUGCCGGCGAGGAUGGCGGCGGUAGGUCGGUUAGGUGUCCCUCGCUUCAUGUUAAAAGCCGCAGGGAGCAGCCGAAGCUGCAAUUGGAGAGUAGGUUUUCUUGGCUUCACUGGGUUCAAGUUAAAAGCUCAGGUUCAGGAAGGUGCCUUAAAUUUAGGAAGAGGAUUCACUCUGAUGUUACUGACCUUCCUAGGUUAUAAGACAUACAAAAAUAUUCCACGAGCAUUAUUAGUUUAUGCUAAUCAAACAGUGGAAGAGAUAAUAGACCAGGCUGACUAUCUUUAUGGCACUGGAGAGGUGACUAAGCUUUAUCACCUUCUUAUCGAACACAAGAACAGUAUGAAUGGUGAGCUUCUCUGGCGCCUUGCUCGAGCAUCACGUGACUUGGCUCACUUAGAAAGUACUUCUGUGGAAAAGAAGCAGCAACUAACUUAUGAAGCCUUGGAGUUUGCCAAAAAGGCACUAGAAAUAAACGAACAGAGCUUUGCAGCUCAUAAGUGGUACGCGAUAUGUAUCAGUGAUGUUGGAGACUACGAGGGUAUCAAGGCAAAAAUAGCAAAUGCUUAUGUCAUUAAAGCACACUUUCAGAAAGCCAUUGAACUUAAUCCCAAAGAUGCAACAUCAAUUCAUUUAAUGGGACUAUGGUGUUUCACAUUUGCUGAAAUACCCUGGAUCCAACAGAAAAUAGCGGCUGCAUUCUUUGCCACCCCACCAAGCUCCACUUAUGAAGAGGCUCUCCAGUAUUUUGACAAAGCUGAAGAAGCUGAACCAAAUUUCUACAGUAAAAACUUAUUAAUGUUGGGGAAAACUUGCAUGAAAUUAAAAAACAAGAAGUUAGCUUUGUUGUGGCUGACCAAAGCAAGGGACUAUCCUGCACGAAAUGAAGAAGACAAGCAGGUUCAAAAGGAAGCCAUUGAACUACUUAAAUCACUACUGGAGUCAAGGACUUAACUGAAGUCAAUCUUGCACAUUAAAAUAGUCUCCAGCCAGUCACUAUGUGAUGAGAUUAAUUUGGAAGUUAAUUGAUUUCUCAA